AUCCCCUGUACCUACUUGCUUGCACACAAAUUCAUCACUUAUUUUUCUUCUUCUCCUUUUUUUUUUUCCUUCUCUAAUUAAUAAAGACUACGACAUGACGACACCAAUGGCGACAACCUAUAGACAUAUUCUCGUGGUAGGACUUGGAAACCAUACACACCCGGGAACACGCCAUAAUGUAGGAAUGAUGGUUAUCGAUAGUAUUGCAAAACGUUUUAACGCGGAAUGGACGAGGAUGAAUCAGUGGCAAGCAGAGAUUGCCACAUUUGAAACUUCAGUUACAUUUAAGAAGAAGACGCCCAAUUUAAAUCGAGUGCGUGUUUCCCCACAAGGAGUUAAAAAACUACUUGCAGCAGAGGGGACGCUAGCGGAAGCAGAAGAAACAGCAACGGCAGCAGAAGGGACAAUGACGGCAGCCAUAGACCCUUCUAUAUCAGAGAGAAAGAAGCGGCCCCUAGCAGUCCUCACCAAAUUUGAUCUCAAAGUUACUCUCCUAAAGCCAUUGCAGGCGAUGAAUAUCUGUGGAUCAUCAGUCUAUCGUGCAGCUCGUGAUCUAAAGCUCCCUGUUAAGGACAUUAUUGUGGUACAUGAUGACAUGGAACGCGACAUUGGAAAACUAUCAUUUAAAUCGGAGGGAUCAGCGAAUGGACACAAUGGAAUCAAAUCAUGCGUCAAGUCAUUGAAGACUCAACAUUUUAGACGACUCCGUGUGGGUAUUGGUCGACCCGAGAGCAAGCAGCGAGACUCAGAAUUUAUAGCGAGCUAUGUGCUAGGAAAGUUUAGACCUUUUGAGGUAGAACAGUUGGAGAAGUUGGUCUAUGAGAAGGCAGGGGAUGAAAUCAUUCGCAUCUUUACAGCUGAUCCUACUCCACACCCGCAUGUCGAUCCUAAACCUAUUAGAUAA
Messenger RNA from Lobosporangium transversale, 904 nucleotides. RefSeq names its product peptidyl-tRNA hydrolase-domain-containing protein. The transcript has 3 exons. The record is from RefSeq and is a predicted model, not a curated record. Lineage: Eukaryota; Fungi; Mortierellomycota; Mortierellomycetes; Mortierellales; Mortierellaceae. Bases 95 to 904 code for a protein of 269 amino acids. Gene Ontology annotation, molecular function: peptidyl-tRNA hydrolase activity.